Molecule: messenger RNA, 1602 nt
Organism: Colletotrichum higginsianum IMI 349063
Lineage: Eukaryota; Fungi; Ascomycota; Sordariomycetes; Glomerellales; Glomerellaceae
Product: Alpha-mannosyltransferase alg11p
Exons: 3
Coding region: 1-1602 (533 amino acids)
Source: RefSeq, a predicted model, not a curated record
AUGGCGCCGGUGCCCCUAGAACCGGAAGUGAAAUAUCUGCCUUUGAGUAUGAUCGGUGGCCACGCGAUCGCAGUUGCAUCCCUUAGCUUCACUGUUGUCCGAAGUCUGUACAGAGCGUACCAUGAUCAGCCGCCAUCUCAAAGGACGAGAGCAAGACUCGAUCUGCGCUCAAAGCUUGCUCCCCUCUUUGCAGGUUUGGCACUCGUCAGCUUGUCUCUCGCAAGUUACUGGACUUUGAGCUAUGCGAAGCUUUCAUAUCGUGUCUGGGCAGAUCAGCGCGGAGUAGAAGCCCCAGUUCGCUUUUACGGCGAUCAUGGAUUUUUCCCCGGCGAGAACGCGACUCGGGUUUAUCCCGGACGCUGGUUGAGUGACACCCCAGUCCACUUGGACGCCCUGGAGAUCAUCGCGGAGAAGGCUCGUCGCUUCUGGUGGGGUCAACAGAUCGAGCUUGCGACGAUCUCAUGGAGCUUAUUACUAGCCAUCGAGGGAAGACGUCGGAACAUCCCCUCUGUCUGGGCCUACCUUGCGUUGGCUCACCUCGUCAGCUUGUCUUUAGCCCAGAAUCUGUUUUACCUGGCAUUACUCCUCACGCCUGCUUCAGCCGUCGCCCAGCCAAACCCAAACUCGACUCUGGGACGUCUUCAUCGCAAAAUGUUCCCCCCGAAACCCGCAAACUGGCUUCCACACCCGGCUUUGUUCCUAGCUUCGUUCUGUACCACGUAUGUCUUGACAUACUGGGCACCCUCAACGACAGGCACAGCGACUUUUGCCAAGAUCGCAGUGAUCGGACGAGUCCUUUCGUUUGCGCCCAUGGUUAUCCCUUCAGUGGCCCCGAUCAGCUGGGGAACAAUGUACAGCGACCCUCAUGGGGCAUAUGGCAUCUACAUUGAGCUCUUCCGAUUCGUCUCUACGGCGAGUUUUGCUUUCCAUGCCAAGGAGACCGCACUUGGCCUACUCUACAACACGCCCGAUGCCCGCUUCCAUCGCCACAGUCGAUUCCUUCCGUUUGACAAAGGGCAGCGCUCGACAUGGGAGCGGACAACAACGGCGAUCGGCAAGGUUUUGGGAUCAGCAUCCGAUCAUCCCGUCGUCGCUGCUGUGGCAUGGGACGUUUUGCUCAGCGGAGCCAGCCAAGGAUUAUGGGCAGCAACACGUGCGUUGGAUGUGAACGACAUUCUAGCCUCUGCAACACCGUUCGUCCAGAAGGAUCUUUCGAAUGCGCAGCCACCGCCCAGGCUGCUGGAAGGAUACGACAAAUCAGCGCCGGAAUCGGAAUCGUACAGCCACACCGGCACCAAAACCACGCGACGCAGAAGCCCCCUAUCCAAGGCGAAAGCCGAAGAAACAACAGCUUCCGAGACACCUGGGUCUGGAAGCACCCACCGAGGCCGAGGCCGACGACACACGGAAGAAUCCGGUGAGGGACCGGAAGAUACGUACGAGCCGAGCCCAGUGGAAAGCUGUGCUGCGGUAGAGGGCGACGAGCUGCCAGAUAGUGAUUUGGACUGGGAAUCCGCAGCGUUGACCUGGGGCCUCACAGCCUUGGGCGGACUUGGAUCUAGUAGUGCCGGUGUUUUUGGGGCCGAGUGCACAUCUCGAUGA